Molecule: messenger RNA, 324 nt
Organism: Vicia villosa (hairy vetch)
Lineage: Eukaryota; Viridiplantae; Streptophyta; Magnoliopsida; Fabales; Fabaceae
Exons: 1
Coding region: 1-324 (107 amino acids)
Source: RefSeq, a predicted model, not a curated record
AUGGGUGCAACUUCUCGAUCCAAAGUUACUAGGUAUUUGCCUGUUGGUAUCCGUAGAGAAUUAUCUAGGCAAAAGCUGCAGCAAUAUGCAGACAACAAUCUUGUUGAUGUAGAAUUUGAUUUUCUUGAUGAUUGUGAUGUGGAUUUAGGUAAUAGUAGUUCAAGUUCCGAUGACUUUCACUUAGAUAUCGAAGAUGAAGAAGAUGAUGAAUCUUCUCAGAAGAUUCAUUCCGGUAGCGAUAAAUUUGAGGAGAACAGAAAUUUUUGGGAUACUCAACUUCAGCUUCUUCAGGUAAUUAAGUAUUUCAGGAUCUACAUCUAUUAA